AACGUGUAAAACAGUUAGGACAUGAAGGCUUCGCUAACUUCAUCUGCGUUGUAGUGACGGGCUGGACUUUCUUUACUUCCUUGUGAUUCUUAUGUGGGAGUUUGUUUGUUUUUUCGUGUGUGAAAGUGGCGCACAGUGACCGCGACUCUUGUGGCGGAGGCUGUUGUCGCGGGGGUAAAUGAACGCGUUGUUUAGAGCCGCGGAACAAAGAGCUUUUCUUCCCUCUGCCAUUGUUAGGGAACGGAGGAGCGCCUGUUCUCUGACUCACCCACAUCUGCUUUCACACUGGGAAAAGUGAGGGCCGGCCUGUACUCCAGUCAUGACCUCUGGGAAUGGAAACACUAGCAGCAGCCAACACAAUGGAGAGAGCAAACCAGCCCAGGCCUUAGUCAGGUCCCACGUCCUCACUCAUCUCAUUGAAGGCUUCGUGAUCCAAGAGGGAGCUGAGCCUUUUCCCGUAGAACGUCCAUCAUUUUCAAUUGAGUGCCUAAGAAGACACACAGCAGACUCAAAGAUGAAUGGCCUUUCACCAAAGGAUUUGAAAAGCCAACAGGGGCCAAUGCUGACCUGCGAGCUGUGUGGCAAGGUAGACUUUGCCUACAUCUUCAAAAGGUCAAAGAGGUUCUGCUCUACAUUGUGUGCCAAACGCUACAAUGUUGGCUGCACAAAGAGAAUGGGUAUCUUCCCAAACCGAAAAACAACCCUGGAGAACAUGAAGAAACAAAAAGUCCUAAAUGGAAACCAGAAAAACUCUGAUUUAGACUCUAAAAAAAAGAAGCCUGCUGCUGCUGCCACUGCUGCUCCAUCCACUGGUCACUCUGUCCACCCAGCACAAGGGGAAUCCAGUCAAUGUUCAGACUUGUCUGGCUAUAAAAACACUGCGUCCCCAAAUUCUGCAUCACAACGAUUACCCAUGGUUCCGAGCUCUGAGCUGCCCUUGCUGCCCCACGGCUUUUUGCCCAGUGAUCCUGGCCUGUGGAACAUUGAAGACGUCUACGAGUUCAUCUCCUCUCUGCCAGGUUGUCUGGAGAUCGCUGAGGAGUUUCGCUCUCAGGAGAUUGAUGGUCAGGCACUGAUGCUGCUGAAGGAGGAUCAUCUCAUGGGAACCAUGAAUAUCAAACUGGGCCCUGCACUCAAGAUUUUUGCCCAGAUCAGCAUGCUGAAAGACUCCUAACCCACCUCAAAACACACACCACACUCUCAAGGCAGCUGUGAACAAACAAGAUGUGCUCAGGAUCCCAAAGUUGGACUAAAUAAGUUAAGUUCUACUACGCCACAAGUGUUUUGAGUGUUAGAUAUAUAUGUUUUGUCUUUUGUCAUUGCCUGCUGAUCAAAAGCACAUCAGUGGGAACUGUGACCUAACAACUUCUUCCUGGCAGCACAACGUAAACCUCUACUGUGGAGUGUCUACCACCAGCAAGUUAUUAAUUAUUAUUAUUAAUUUACAGGUUUAUUUGUCAAACUGUAUUUAUAGCUGUAGUGUCACAAAACCUUGGAACUUUGCAAGAGACAGCUGGUCAUUCACAUGUCUUUACUGUGAAUGUUUGUAGUCAGGAUCCAUUUAAUAAUGGUGGAUUGGACAGAUGUCUUGUCUGCAACACUCUAGCAACAUUAGCAAACAUCGCUACCAAGUUAGCCUCGGCUUUUCUUUACUCACUGUUGUUAUGUGUCUCCUGUUCUUUAGACUAUUAUUAUUACAAGACAGAUAAAGAACUGAUGCAAAAGUGUUGUAGUGCUGCAGUUGUUGGGCAGACACUUUCCCACCAAAACUCUGUCAUGAAGAUCCACCCCCUGGGUGGAGAAGCCCUCUGCACACAGUUCAGCUGUAUUGUUCAUGUGUUGCUUUGGUUGUGCGCCUAUAAGAAUAAGAAACAUUUGUCUUUGUAAGUGACAGCUGUCCAGACAAUAGAAAUAGACGAUAUCCCCUGAUUGAUGAUUUUCUUUUUAAUUUUAUCAACCAGUGCAAAAACACACAACCACCACCUGCAGAUAUUUAUUAUCUGAUAUUUAUAUUUUUAUAUAAAUUACAUUCAUUGCAAACACACCAAAUCAACUGACUGUUACUUUCCUACCACGGUGCCUCCUUCACAUAGCUGGAAGACUCAAGACUCAUUCAAGGUAAUGAGUUCUGUGACUCAGCAUUACUCAUGUGCUUUUGACUUUAGGGAAGACUUUAUUAAUAGAAGCUCUAAGCCAGUUGUUUAGAGAAGGCUGCCUGUGUUUUCUCCUGUGUUAUUAUAAUGUAAUGUCACAUAGACAUUUGAUGACUGGAGACACUGUGUUUACCUUUUCAUGUUUUUAACCACAGAUCAGGUAAAGUCUAUGCAUACAGGAACCAUGGGCUGCCAUAAGUGCCUACAGUGACGGGUGGAGGCCGACUGUGUUACACUUUAGAAUACUUUCAACCAAAGUCCAGCUACUUUUCUUGCUAAACUGGUGCUACUGGAAAAGUGUUGAGGCAGCCAUGUAUCGUGCCACUGUUAAUGGUUUUUUAAAUCACUACAUGAACCAUCAAUCAUAAAGCUGUAUGUCAUUCAGGAUCAUUAUAUACAGUUGAACACAUCACUGUAGGGGAAAGAAAAAUACCCACUGUCUACCUAUGGUUCAAACACUAAGACAAUGCAUCUGCUUUAGAGAACCACUGUGAUGACCUCUGUAGUAGGUCACUACUGUGACGUGUUGUUGUUUUUUCACCCAAGACAGACGGUUAGUUAUAGACACUGUUUUCAUUUCCUUGAAAGAUUUUUGUUCAAUUUGUUUUGACUUAUUUUUUUACUGGAAAUAUAACCAUUAGUUAAAACAAAAAAACGAGUACUAUUAUUUUUCCUGACCAUCUGAAGUGUUUACAGACACAACAGACACCAGAAGUCCUGAAAAGAAAUCCCCUAAUGUGAAGUCUGAGCGGGCUAAUUAUGAUCCAACUCAACAUUUUGUCUCGUACGGAGGAGUUCAUGGUCUCAUGUCCCAGUUUCUUUAUUAUAAAACUAAAAAUAAUUUGCAUAAAGUGCUACCUGAUAGCACUUUGUAUAACACAGAUGUACCACAUUUGUUUGGGAAAAUUUAACCCUUUGAACUGUAGAAAAUACUCUCUUGUUAUAAGAAUAGUGAGUCAUUUUGACAAAAUUGUGGAAAAAUGGCAGGUGUUCAAUCAAAAAGACUAGUAUUGACUGUUCAUAUUGCAGUUAUUGAAAAAAAAAUUAGUAAACUUAAAUAUUACUAAGUUGAAUCUAAUUCAGUCCCUGAACUAGAGUUCAGUCUUUUCUCUACUGGAAAGAGCUGCUACUGGGAAAAUAUAAUGAAAUUGUGUUUUCUUUAACUACUUUGUAAACUUUGGUGGUAAAGCUCGAACUUCAUACAAACCCUUUUUAAUGUACUGUUCUGUUAUUGUGUAGAAAACAGAAAAAUAGAGGGAAAAAAAAUCUUCAGACAAAUUUGCUCAAGAUAAAACCUUAUCCUCCCAAGCAGAAGACAAUUAUUUUUAUUAUUUUUGGCUUCAGUUUAACAUGACCACACACCAAACCAUUCAAGUACAAUCCAAUCUGGUUUAGACUUGAAGACUCACAAGCGCAAUAAAUUAUCAAAUUUCUUCAUUAAGGCAGAAUCAGUAGUUCACAUCAAGUCAGGAUAAAAUAUUGGAUAAAGCCACAGACACACACAACAAAAACAUAGUGAUCCCAUCCUUGAUCAGAAAAUCAUGAUAUUUUUUUUAACCCUACGUUUACAUCUACCUCAUGUGGUGCCAACAAGAAUUAAAACAAUAUUCAAUUUGCUUUUCUGCACAUUAAGUUCCUGCUUUGUGUCACAAGGUUUAAAGUAGAAUGUGAAAAUUGAAGUUUACACUAUUUGGUUUAGAAGGAAACUGUAGUUCAUCCUAGAUAUAAUUGCUCUCAUUGAUAUCCUAGACUUCUUGGAUCUAUGUUAACACAGCUAUGUUUGAUUUUGAAUGUAUGUCGAGUAAAACAGGGAUCACAGGUCUUUAACCGAGUUUACACCUCUGUGUCUUGAAUUGCACUAAUUCAGAAAAUAAUACUUUCAGGGCAGUUCUUAUCUCAGCAACAGACGUUUUCCAAAGAAAAGAUCACUGGCAGCAGCUUUAACUUGAUCUAAAUAUUAAUCCUUUUUGUGGGGAAACAAUUUCCUAUAUGCCGCUGUUCAAAUCUGUUUUAUUUAAUCAUGAAUGUUUAACAUUGGAAGUAUUCAAAUCUGGGCAUUGACUUAGGCUGUUAUUUCAAGUGGAGACUGUGAGCUAAUAAUUCGUUUUUAUUCAUGCUACAGACGUAUUGAUUGAAAUUUAUGAAAAGUAAGUGAAAUGUUGAAGUGAUCCAUAAAU
This is a messenger RNA of Cynoglossus semilaevis (tongue sole), 4330 nucleotides long. RefSeq names its product polyhomeotic-like protein 2. The transcript has 7 exons. Lineage: Eukaryota; Metazoa; Chordata; Actinopteri; Pleuronectiformes; Cynoglossidae. Gene Ontology annotation, molecular function: histone binding; chromatin binding; zinc ion binding. The record is from RefSeq and is a predicted model, not a curated record. Gene Ontology annotation, cellular component: PRC1 complex; nucleus. Gene Ontology annotation, biological process: negative regulation of DNA-templated transcription. The coding region runs from base 320 to 1174 and encodes 284 amino acids.